Messenger RNA from Elephantulus edwardii (Cape elephant shrew), 378 nucleotides. Its product is annotated as DNA-directed RNA polymerase II subunit RPB11-like. NCBI's taxonomy places the organism in Eukaryota, Metazoa, Chordata, Mammalia, Macroscelidea, Macroscelididae. Gene Ontology annotation, biological process: transcription by RNA polymerase II. Gene Ontology annotation, cellular component: RNA polymerase II, core complex. The record is from RefSeq and is a predicted model, not a curated record. The transcript has 2 exons. Gene Ontology annotation, molecular function: DNA binding; protein dimerization activity. Bases 1 to 378 code for a protein of 125 amino acids.
AUGGAUCUGAAAGGAGCUUAUGCUAUCAACUUCUUAACAGACAGUUGUGCAGCCUUAGGCCUGAUCGUCACAACUGAGCUCUGCAAACACUCUGACACCAAGGUACCUAAUGCCUGUUUGUUCACCAUCAACAAAGAAGACCACACACUGGGAAACAUCAUUAAAUCACAGCUGCUGAAGGACCCACAGGUGCUGUUUGCUGGCUACAAAGUGCCCCACCCCUUGGAGCACAAGAUUAUCAUCCGAGUGCAGACCACACCUGACUACAGCCCCCAGGAGGCCUUCACCAAUGCCAUCACAGACCUCAUCAGCGAGCUGUCCCUGCUGGAGGAGUGCUUCCGGGUGGCCAUCAAAGACAAACAAGAAGGAAUCGAGUAA